AGAGCAGGAGAAACAUCAGUGGUUUUCCAAAUCUUGUGACCAGCAGCUGCCUCCAACUGCACUGCACUUUCUCCAUCACUCUCCUCUGGAUCUCUGGCUGGUCUGAGCUGCUCAGACCCUUCCUCUCAAAACACAUACACACACACACAUACACACACACACACUCUCUCUCUCUCUCACACUCACUCACACACUCCUGUGAGCCUCUUGCUCCUGUGACUGUAGCUCUGGUCCGUCACCUGCACUCUUGUCACAGCAUGCAGCUCCUCGUGAUGUUAGCAGCUCUCAUGGGUGUUCUGUUCAGUGUUAGAGCAGCCGCCGUGCUUCCUGUGGAGGACAGGAGCCCCAUCCACGUGAACAGGGAGCUGAGCAAAGAGCGCAAAGAGCUGAUCCUGAAGCUGGUGUCCGGCUUGUUGGACGGAGCUCUGGACACCAACAUGCUGCCGGGGGAAGCGGCACCUGUGGAUCUUGAGGAGCCGCUGGAGUCUCGUCUGGAGGAGAGGGCUGUCUACAACAGGCUAUCACUGCCUCAGCGCGACCGCAAAGCCCCCUGUAAAAACUUCUUCUGGAAAACUUUCACCUCCUGCUAACAGAGCCCAAAACCUCCCGGCUCUGCCCGCCUACUGCUCUCCUUCCCUCCCAGCUCCACAUGAACUGUAGUUGACCUCAGCUGUACAUAUCAUCUACACCUGUCAGACAUGCACCAUCGAUGGACUUCACUGAGACAGUGUGUCUGUUUGAAUAUUACUUAUUUAUGUAUCUAUUUAUGUAUACAAUGUAUGUAUUUAUGUAUGUAACAGUUUCUUUCAGGGUCAACAAUAAAGCAUGGAUAUGAUAUUUGA
Seriola aureovittata is the source of this 842-nucleotide messenger RNA. It is a transcript of the gene sst7, whose product is annotated as somatostatin family member 7. Gene Ontology annotation, cellular component: extracellular region. Gene Ontology annotation, biological process: regulation of cell migration. The record is from RefSeq and is a predicted model, not a curated record. The coding region runs from base 258 to 590 and encodes 110 amino acids. NCBI's taxonomy places the organism in Eukaryota, Metazoa, Chordata, Actinopteri, Carangiformes, Carangidae. The transcript has 2 exons. Gene Ontology annotation, molecular function: hormone activity.